AGGUCGAAUUUUUCUGGAAAAAGAAAUGGUCCUUUGGGAAGGCUGUAUUUCUCUUCGUACGUCAACGGUCAAAAUUCCAUCUGAAGGGUGCUGGUUGAUCGUGUUGAGGGUAGAGUCGUUACUAUGGCAUGGGCUUUAUGGUUGGAAAUGCUGUCGGCGCGUUCUUUUCGUAAGAUCCUCUCGUCGCAUGGUCUGAAUAAUGAAAACAGUCUUCAUGAGAGACGAUCCAUCCCUUGAGGUAAACCUACCCUGUUCCUUCUCCCGCGUGUUGAUUCAAUGAUCCCCUCAAUCGUAAACAGUAGUGAGCCUCGAUCUAAUGAAACUCAUCCUUUUUCAUGGAGGCUGAUUCUUGGAACUUCAGUUGUAUGGCAGUACCUCUCGACUGCCAUUCGCUACACUCACCCCGAGAUCUUCGCCAGGUCUAACAUUCUUCCACUGGCAAAAUGCUGGUGCCGCUAUCCAGGUGAUAUCGACACACCUUGUCCUCACGAUGCGUCUCUACGCGAUGUGGAAGAACAAUAAAUAUAUAGUAGCAUUACUGAUCUCUUUGAUAGCUGUCGAAAGCACGGUCAUCGGCGUGGUCUUCGGUAUGACUACAAAGACUGUUGCGACAAAUAAUCCUGCACAAGGCGUCUUUAUUUGCGCGGAUGGCGACAAGCCGGGGCGCCCAUGGGCAACAUUUUACUACACCAGUAUCCUCGUAACGGAGCUCGCCUUCCUCGGUCUGAGCUUGUUGCGCGCAUGGUAUGAUCAUAGAUUUGGCACGGGUGGAAGAUUGAUGAGAAUACUCACCCGAGAUUCGGUGUACUAUUUUGCUGUCAUCUUUUGGAUAUACCUUGCAAACCAGAUCAUCUGGUGUAUCAAUAUCCUCACACUCAACGAGGUUGCAACGGGGUUCUCCUUCUCUGUCUCCACCAUCCUUGCCAAUCGGCUUAUGAUCUCUAUACGCAAGCUGUACUACACAAAGAUCGAGGGAUCCGCGCUGCACUCGAUCCCCUCUCGCGAUCACAGUAAUUUUGAAGUGGCGACGACUGGGCCUCACUACGAGGGUUAUGAGCUGCAGACCUUUCAAGAACGGACAGCACGCAGUGAGUGCUCUGGACAUGCGAUAUAUCUGUAUGAGCUGAUGUUUGCUUGAGAAGGCCGGGGAUAACUGCGCAGCGGAGGACUUAUUCUUCAUUCCCACCUUAUCUCGCUGUUGUAAUAGGCGCACAGGCUAUAGGAUCAGGCGCACAGUUUACAGAAAUAGAGAUCUCCAAGCUCCUUCCAUUUAUCAAGCAACUGCCGCACUUUGUCCUCGUAGGUUUUCAUAUUCUGCACGUGUCCGAUAGUGAGGAUGAGGAGGAAUGGAGCACAGAACAAUCACAUAUUUUAAGAGGUCUGCUUCGUAUGAUGAGCCUACGAAUUCUUUUGGCCACAAGACGGCUUCUUACUGCAAAACGCAUAUGUGAUCGCAGUCCCUUGCAUUCAAAUUUUGGAAAGCGCUCAUACUCAAUGCUAUAGCCUAAAGGAGGAAAAAACAAGCGAAUUGAUUACCAUUGUUGGCCGC
This is a messenger RNA of Heterobasidion irregulare TC 32-1, 1549 nucleotides long. RefSeq lists its product as uncharacterized. NCBI's taxonomy places the organism in Eukaryota, Fungi, Basidiomycota, Agaricomycetes, Russulales, Bondarzewiaceae. The record is from RefSeq and is a predicted model, not a curated record. The coding region runs from base 491 to 1138 and encodes 215 amino acids. The transcript has 9 exons.